CCACCAAAAAAAAAAAACCUCCCGCGAAACCACAGCUCAGUUCGGCGAGCGCUCUCAGCCAUCAGACAGACAUGGGCGCCGGCGCAGGCGACGGCACGCUCCCCAAGGUCGGCGAGGUGGCGAUGUCGUGCGACGAUGGUCCGGGCCAGGUCCCGUUCUCCAAGCGCCCGCACGUCCCCGACCCCGGCCCACCGCAGCAGGUGUCCGACCCGGCGAACUACGCCGUCGCUGGCAAGAUCCUGCUCGCCGUGGCGGGGGCGUUCGCGGGCGUGCUCCUGGCGCUCGUCGCGCUGCACCUCUACAGCAGCACCCGGCGCCGGCGCCUCGGCCUAGGCGGCGGCGGCGGCCAGCGGCGGCUGCUCCGGAGCCUGGCCAUCGCCGGUGGCGGUGACGAGGACCGCCGCGACGGGGCGCUUCCUUCCCCCCGCGGCGGCCUCGACCCCGCGGUGCUCGCGGCGAUACCGGUGGUAGUGGUCGACGACGCGGGCGCCCGGGGGGACUGCGCGGUCUGCCUCGCGGAGCUCGAGCCCGGGGAGAAGGCCCGCGCGCUGCCGCGGUGCGGCCACCGCUUCCACGUCGAGUGCAUCGACGCCUGGUUCCGCGGGAACGCCACGUGCCCGCUCUGCCGCGCCGACGUCGUCGUCGUGGCGCCGGCGGGCGCUGCCGCGCCGUCCGCGCCACCCGAGGGCGGGGCGCAGCCGGAGGUGCGCAUAGACGUGAUGGCAGGGGACGCCGUCGCCGCGCUGCCGGCCAAUGGCGGCUCCACGGUGGCGCCGGUGAUGGGGAGGCUGCAUAGCGGCAGGGAUCUUGAGAAGGCGAGGCGGGUCUUCGCUUCCACCCGAUUCUCUUCCUUCUGACGGGCCCCCAUCGGAGGACCUAGCUAGGAAGCUUCCUCCGAUUUCCGCACAUGGACCUCUGAUUGUUUCGGAGCGUUCUGCCGUUCCACAUUUCCACUGUACAUAGAUUUGUUGGUGAUGCCAGCUAUUUUUGCCAUGAUUUGUACGUAGUACGAUUUUUGCGGAUGGACUCGUUCGUGGACAUAUCUUUCUCGAUCAUGACUCUUGAGUGAGCCGUGAGGACUACUACUGAGAACGACGAUCCAUCCGUAUGUAUCAACCAAAAAUUAUCUGCGAUUUUUAUAGAAAUUGACACUAA
Molecule: messenger RNA, 1155 nt
Organism: Sorghum bicolor (sorghum)
Lineage: Eukaryota; Viridiplantae; Streptophyta; Magnoliopsida; Poales; Poaceae
Product: E3 ubiquitin-protein ligase EL5
Exons: 1
Coding region: 72-857 (261 amino acids)
Biological process (GO): protein ubiquitination
Source: RefSeq, a predicted model, not a curated record